Messenger RNA from Scheffersomyces coipomensis, 919 nucleotides. RefSeq lists its product as uncharacterized. The record is from RefSeq and is a predicted model, not a curated record. Gene Ontology annotation, biological process: Golgi vesicle transport; intracellular protein transport; vesicle fusion. Gene Ontology annotation, molecular function: SNAP receptor activity; SNARE binding. Bases 150 to 884 code for a protein of 244 amino acids. Lineage: Eukaryota; Fungi; Ascomycota; Pichiomycetes; Serinales; Debaryomycetaceae. The transcript has a single exon. Gene Ontology annotation, cellular component: SNARE complex; membrane; endomembrane system.
GAAUGGCAAAGUUGUAAUAAGAGUGACCAUACUUUAACUCACGAAACAAGACAAAUUUGCAUACUUUAGAGCUAUAAAAUCAUAAUAAAAGAUUGUCAUUUAUUGGAAAUCGCCAGGAAUAGAACGAAACAUAAAGAAAGUGUAAAAAAAUGGAUCCAUUUAAUGAAGUUAAGGAAGAUGCAUGGAGUACAGUGGGUACUUUAGAAAACAUACUAUCCACCAAAAUUAUAACUCCAGAUACAAUUCUUGAUUUUAAUAAUAAUUAUCAAGAGUUAUUAGAAAUUUUCGAAGAUUUGAAGCAAGCUCAUAAAAUUGGUGAACAACAGCCAGAUAAAUUCCAUUUAUCAAAUCAAGACAUUGACAAUAGAAAAUUAAUCUUAAAGGAAUUAGAUGGUAAAAUUAAAGACAUUCAAAUACAAUGGAAUCAUAUACAGAACAAUUCAUUUGAUUCAAGGUCAUCAACGCCGUUAAUGAAUCGAAAACCAAGAGAUGUAACGACAAUGUCAAAUAGAAUAAGUCAAGAUGGUGAUAGUAGUAAUCCUGAAAAUCCAUUUAAUGAUUCAAUUUCAAACUUGGAUAAUGGAUUAAAUCAAUUUCAACAACAACAGUUGAUAGAUGAACAAGAUUUACAAUUGGAUAGUAUUCACGAUACUAUGAGGAAUUUAAAUCAACAAGCAAUGAUGAUGGGUAACGAAUUAGAAGAACAAGGCAUAAUGUUGGAUGAAUUAGAUCAUGAAAUUGAUAAUGUAUCGAGUAAAGUUCAAAGGGGAUUAAAAAGAAUCAAUCAUGUAUUGGAGAAAAAUCGUGAAACAGCAAGUAAUUGGUGUAUUGGAAUACUAACAGUUGCAUUGUGUGUUUUAUUAAUUUUAGUCAUUGCCUUAUAAAUGUAAAAAUAAAGGGCUCACAUAAGUAAUACAUA